UGCAACUUCGAGGCCUGUACGACAACCUCGUACCGCGACGCCGCCUACUUCGGGCUAUGCCCACCCUAAUCGGUAGUUUUCACUACCACCAUCUUUGAUGGACUUAGUUAUUGGAUACCACAUAGCUGGUAUCGAGACGGUCUUUUCGUAGGUGCUAUCGCUUCCGCUGAUUUCCGACAUCAUGGACGAGGAGUUGUCUUACGAGUCACUCAUGGCUACGGACAAUGGUCUGUCCUUCUAACUGAAUUUCUCGCUGCAACUUUAGUUGGGUUCCUGCUAACUCAUUAGUUCAUUGCAGACGCCGUCGAGGCUGCGCAAGCCGAAGUCGUGGUUGCUAACAACCGCGCUGACGCCGCUGAGGCUCGAGCUUUUGCUGCUGAGACUCGUGCUGUGGCCGCUGAAGCUCGCGCGGCGCUCGCUGAGGCCGCGGUUACGCAAUUGCAAAGCGUGAUUCGGACCGUUUCACACGCUCUCAACAGCGUUGAGCUGCCUUCCGCCACGCGCAAUGCUGGCGGCGCGGCUGCUGAUGCCGCGCCUGCCCCUGCCGCUGCUGCGCCUGCUCCUGCGCCUGUGGCUGCUGCUGCUGUCGCGCCUGUUCGCGCUGAUGAGGUACUUAAAGUUGAUGUUCCGGUGUUCGGAUUCGCUCUAGUGAGUGGAAACACGUUACCCUCGCUGACGGAGGUAAGCAGGACAUUCUGGGCCAAGUGACGCUGCGCCUGUCUGUAGGGCACAUGCAUCUCACGCUGCAGCCGUUUGUCUUGCCAGAGCUCACUGACGCUGCGUCGUACAUCUUGGGAUCUGCUACCCUUGAUAAGUACGCUGCCGUACUCGAUUUCGGUGCUCGCUGUUUGCGCCUGCGCAAGGGCACUCUGACCUGCAAGGUUCCUGUGUGUUUUGCGUCGAGUACACCUGAUGCCUCUCCGCCCGUUGUUAACUUUGCCGCUGCUGCUCUUUGUCAGCAGGCCGUGCCCGAAACGGUUGGUCGCAAGGCUGCUGUGCGCAUGCUUCGUAAGGGAGCCCAUGCCUUGCUCGUCCGCCCUAAGCUGCAGCUUAACAACGCUGUACCGCAGUCCGCUGACAAGGACCCGCAGGUUGAGGCUCUGCUGGAAGAGUACGCUGAUGUGUUCCGCGAGAUUCCUGGUUUACCGCCCAUGCGUCCCGUGGAUCACACCAUUCCCCUGAUGCCUGAGGCGCAGCCUGUUUCGCGCCCCAUGUACCGCCACAGUCCCCUGGAGUUGGAUGAGGUUAAGCGUCAGGUGACUGACCUGCUGAAGAAAGGUAUGAUCCGCCCGAGUACGUCCCCGUAUUCUGCCCCCAUUCUGUUCGUGGGCAAGAAGGACGGUACGCUGCGCAUGUGCAUUGACUACCGGGGUCUUAACGCUGCUACUGUUAAGAACAAGUACCCGCUGCCACGGGUCGAUGAUCUCUUGGAUAAGCUGAAGGGUUCGGCGUACUUCUCUUCCAUUGAUCUGCAGCAGGGUUAUAACCAAAUCCGCAUUGCUGACUCUGACAUUCCAAAGACUGCUUUCCGUACUCCGUAUGGGCACUACGAGUACACUGUCCUCAGCUUUGGUCUUGUUAACGCCCCUGCCACGUUCCAAGCCGUUAUGGACCGUACCUUCAGGCAGUACAUUGAUAAGUUCGUCGUUUGCUAUCUGGAUGACAUCCUAGUCUACUCUAAGACCAAGGAAGAACACCUGGAGCAUCUGCGGCUCGUGUUUGACAUCCUUCGGAAGCAACAGCUGUACGCCAAGCGUUCCAAGUGCCAUUGGGCUCAAUCGCAGGUUGAGUACUUGGGCCACAUCGUUUCUGUUGACGGUGUUCGCAUGGACCCCCGCAAGACUGCUGCUGUGCGGGAUUGGCCUGUUCCGACCAAUGUUCAAGAGCUCCGUAAGUUCUUGGGUCUGACGAACUACUUUCGUAAGUUUAUUGCGCGCUACUCUGUUCUGGCGGCGCCUCUUACGAGUCUCACGGGCAAGAAUGCUUUCUCGUCCCCUGCUGCCUGGACUCCUGCCUGCCAAGCUGCUUUUGACGCCAUUAAGCGCACUGUUGCUGGUGAUAUCGUUUUGCGCUUCCCUGAUUUCUCCCUGCCUUUUCGUGUCGAGGUUAUUACCGAUGCGUCCCUUUACGGCACUGGAGCUGUUCUGUUGCAGGAAGGGCGUCCUGUCGCCUUCACGAGCAAAAAGUUCUCGUCCGCCAAGCGCAACUACACUACGGGUGAACAGGAAUUGCUCGCGGUGUUGCAUGCUCUUCGCGAGUGGCGCUGCUAUCUGGAGGGCCGUCCGUUUGUCGUCAAGACUGACCACAAGCCCCUCACUUUCUUGCAAGGGGUCCCUACGUUGAACCGCCGACAGGCUCGCUGGAUGGAGUAUAUGGCGCGUUUCAACUACAACUGGGAGUAUCUGUCCGGCUCGCUCAACAUUGCUGAUGCGCUUAGCCGACACCCCAACUUGCAUGCUGUCUUUCUGUCUGCGGUUACGCGUAGCCAGACUGCGCAAUCUGCCCAGCCGCCGUCCGUUUCUGAGUUUGCUGCCCGCAUUAAGCGUGGUUACUCAACUGACCCAUGGUUCACUGUUGCCAAAAAUACCGCGAGGCUGACUUCUGAUCGUGGUUUUUGGGUCCGUACAGAUGGUGAUCGCCGACAGUUUGUCGUCCCGAAUGACGACGCUCUGCGCCGAGAUCUCCUGCGGAAGUUCCAUGACGGUCCUCUGGCUGGACACCCUGGCUGCACGCGUUUGGUGGAACUCCUGCGCCGUACCUUCUGGUGGCCUCGUAUGGCUAAGGACGCCGAGAACUACGUCCUCUGUUGCAGUGAGUGUCAGGCUAACAAACCCCUGUCGGGCAAGGGUCACGGUCUGUUGCAACCGCUGCCCAUUCCGAAUGCGCCCUGGGAAAGUGUCUCUAUGGACUUUGUUGUCGCACUGCCCAAAACUGAAGGGGGAUACGACGCUGUCCUUGUCUUGGUUGACCGUUUAACGAAGAUGACACACCUGGCUCCUACCACCACCGCCUGUACUGCUGAGCAAACUGCUCGCCUGUUCUUUGAUAACGUGGUACGUUUGCAUGGAGUCCCUGCUAACGUGGUCUCUGAUCGUGGUCCUCAAUUCGCAAGUAAGUUUUGGGCUGCGUUGGGUGAGCUGCUGUCUAUGCGCGUCAAUCUGUCGACUGCGUAUCACCCUCAGACCGACGGUCAGACUGAGCGUGUUAACCGCACGUUAGGUGACAUGCUGCGCAACUUUGCUGGCCGUAACCCGUCUGCCUGGGAUACAUACUUGACUGCUGCUGAGUUUGCACUGAACAAUGCUGUGAACCGCUCCUCUGGGCAAAGUCCGUUCUUCCUGAUGUACGGAUUCCAUCCCGCCUUGCCUGUUUGGCGUGAGUUGGACGUCUCUGUUCCUGCUGCUAAGACGUUUGCCAAGUCCUUUGUAUCCCGCCUUGCCGAAGCCAAGGCCUGCCUCGAAGCUGCUCAACAACGGGCCGCGGAUUACUACAACCGCAACAAGAAAGACGUGGUCUUCACCCCGGGUCAGUUAGUGAUGUUGAGUACCAAGAACCUUCGCAGUAGGGUCACGGGUCCACGCAAACUGCUUCCUCGCUGGGUUGGUCCGUUCCCUGUAGUACGCAUGGUUGGCUAUGCUGCUGUUGAGCUACGCCUGCCGUCUGACAUGCGGGUUCAUUCCACCUUUCACGUGUCUUUGGUUCGCCCAUACCGUGAAGCUGACGAGUCCUCCCCUAGUGUAACCAAGGAGCCGGGACCGGUGGCUUGGAUUAACAAUGAACCCCAGUACUCUGUUGAGCGCAUCCUGGAUUACAGGCUCCGCCGCGUCCGCUCUGGUCGGCGUCACCGUAACGUGCACGAGUACCUUGUCAAGUGGCUUGGUUACUCGUCUGAGCACAACAGCUGGGAGCCUGCUGCCAACUUCACCCCGGAUCUGAAGCCUCUGCUGGAUGAGGUCCGUCUUCGGUCUCAAGGGGCAGCGAGGACGCUGCCGCGAGAAGGGGGAUAGUUGUUGUAUUACGCUCUGUACUUAGCGUAAUCUGAGUAGCAGCUGUGGCUACUAGUCUUACAGCUGUACGUAAGGCUCUGUAAACCCGUUACUGUCAACGGUAUUCUCGUACUGUCGCGAGAAUGGGACUGUUUCUGUUACAGUCGAGACACUGGUCUCUAGUGCUUAACUGCCUACCGAUUACUGUACGUACUGAUACGUCUGUCUGGGUCGUCAUCUGCAACUUCGAGGCCUGUACGACAACCUCGUACCGCGACGCCGCCUACUUCGGGCUAUGCCCACCCUAAUCGGUAGUUUUCACUACCACCAUCUUUGAUGGACUUAGUUAUUGGAUACCACACAUUGCUGCGCUACAACGACUUGUCGCACGUGCUCGUGCACGAACGGCUGCUGCGCAUCUACCUAGGCGAUCGCAUGGAGAUUUUCCUGUGGUGCAGCAAGACGGACCAGCGCGCUGAGGGCACCACCGUCACAGUGGGUGCAACGGGUGGGCCGUACUGCCCGGUGCGCAUGGUCAGCGAUUUGCUCGCAGCCGGACAGUACAAGCGGCAGCCAGCGCAGGCCGUCUCGCAGACCGGCCGUGUAGUGGAGACGGAGGAUGUAGGGCCGCUGAUGCGCCGUGUCAUCAAGGGGGAAAACGGAGUGCAGAAGCUGGAGCAGGUCACGGCGCCGCUGGACAAGCCCAUCCCGCCCCUGCCUGAUGCAGCCGUGCGGCAGGCGGUAAAUGACCUUUUCCAAGCAGCGGGUAUCAGCAAGCGGAUUCGCUUGCAUGCCUUCCGGGCCGCCGGCGCCUCGGCCGCCGUCAACGCGGGGGCCGAGAGAGAGUCGGUCCAAAACCUCGGCCGCUGGCGCAGCGCGGACGUGAUGCAGCGGCAUUAUAUUAAGGAGAGCACGCAGAAGAAGCGGGCCCUUACCGCACGCAUUGUCGGCGCGACCCAAGGUUAAGAGCACUGUGGUCCUUUCAAGUUCUGGGUGCUGUCAGCACAAUCGGCCACUAGUGCAUCUUAAACAUGGGUUGGGGCGUCGGGAUGUGUGGGUUAGGGUAGGGUUCUUGGCGUGGAGGCGACGUACGGCUGGUUGGCUUCGGCUUACAUUAUCUGCUGUAACGCAUCACGGCAGCUAAAGCAAGAAGAUGCCACUUCUGUAAGAAAGUAUGACUGAAGAAGUAGGUUUCUUGCUAGCUGCCGUGGUGCGUGGAAGCAGAUGGCGCGCUUGCAUGGGUGUACGACAGCGAUGGCAAAUCGACCCAGCCUAUCAGGGCUGUCCACGCGUUUGUGCUUUUAACUGCCGUUGUGAUUGAUAGUAUCGGGUGGCCAUCCCUCUGCCGGGAUUGUGGCCGCCUAGGUCCCACCCGCCUGCCCGAGGUCGCGCCUAGCGAGUGGGGGUUUGCUUGCGUUUCGUCUUUAGUAGGACAACCAGUUUGGGGAGCUUCUUGGACGCCGGUCUCUCAAUUAAGGGGGACAAUCGGCAAUCGAGGUGCAACACUGGGUGCUGUCAGCACAAUCGGCC
This is a messenger RNA of Astrephomene gubernaculifera, 5516 nucleotides long. Lineage: Eukaryota; Viridiplantae; Chlorophyta; Chlorophyceae; Chlamydomonadales; Astrephomenaceae. The record is from the annotation of a GenBank genome assembly.